AUGAUUUAAAAAAGCUAAAUAUCAAAGUUAAAAUUCAACUUAAUUUAUCAUAACAUUUGUUUUCCUGUUUUUUCCUUUUGUUUUGCCUGUUUGACCUUAUUAUGAGAUGGUAUUUCUGCCUCAAAAUACUUUGAGCACAUUUUUACUUUAAAAAGAAGUAAAUGUUUUAAUCAGUACCGUCUAAAACAGCAAAGAAAAAGUGUAAAUUGAACUGAGACGAUUCAAAGGUUUUUUAAUGUCAUGUACAGUCAGGACGAGAGUUAAACAGCAACUGAGACGUUAGCUGUUGUUCACUGGAUGGUCACGACGGUUAUUGCAGGAGCACAGAAAUCAUUUGCCUGCCUGCAGCAUUUCAUUCUAUAAAACUGUUAAUAAAGAACCUUUUAGGUGUUUCUUUAAGGAGAAGCUGAUUGGAAAGACUUCUUUUGUGAGAGAACAGAGGAGCGAUCAUGUCUGUUCUGCAGGAGAUCAGCUCAAACGUGAAAAACAUGAAACAACUGGAAUAUUCAGAUCUGGCCAGACGGAUGACACAGAUUAAGGAAGAUCUCAGACAGGGAGUAGAAAAGCCCUUUAAAGAAGUGAUAGAUGUCUCCUGGGGUGAUCCGCACAGGGGGGGUAUGAAGCCUCUGACAUUUGUCCGACAGGUUCUUGCAGCGUGUGUUUACCCUCAGUUAAUGAACGAUAACAAACUGCCUGUGGAUGUCAGACAGCGGGCACAGAAGCUGCUGGAUGGAUGCGCUGGACGCAGCGUGGGGUCUUACUCCGCCACUCAGGGAAUACCAGAAAUCGUCCAGAGAGUGUCUGAGUUUAUAAGCAGACGAGAUGGAGGCGUUCCAUCCAACCCCGAGAACAUCUUCCUCUGCUGCGGCUCUCAGUGGGCGCUCUCGAGGAUUUUAAACGUCUUGGUGAACGCUGAGGCGGCGUUCACAACCGGAGUGCUGGCUCCGGCGCCGUGCUACCGCACCACCACCCUGUCCAUAGAGGGCCUGGGUGGAGUGGUCAUCCCCUACUACCUGAGUGAGGAGCAGGGCUGGGAGCUGCAGGUGGAGGAGCUGCAGCAAGCGCUGGAGUCUGCAGGGGGAGCGUGUAACCCCAUUGCCCUCUACGUCAUCAACCCCGGAAACCCGACAGGUCAUGUUCAGAGCAGGAAGUCGAUGCAAGAGGUGAUCCGGUUCGCCUCAGAGAAGAGACUCUUCCUCCUGGCUGAUGAGGUUUAUCAAGGAUGCAUUUAUGGAGAAAAGGAGUUUGUUUCCUACAAAAGAGUUCUGGCGGAAAUGGGGCCUCCUCUGUCCGACACGGUGGAGCUGGCGUCCUUUCACUCAGCGUCCAAAGGCUUCAUGGGAGAGUGUGGUCUGCGUGGCGGAUAUGUUGAGCUCGUAAAUCUGGAUCCUGCGGUAAAGAAAUACAUCUACACCCUAUUUACUGCUGAUUCCUCUGCGCCGUUGUUGGGUCAGAUCGCUCUGGAUCUCAUGACAAAUCCUCCACUUCCAGGAGAUCCUUCAUACUUUCAGUUUGAUCAGGAGACGCAGCACAUCAAGUCCACGGUGGAUAAAAAUGUGAAGAAAGCCUUUGAGGUGGUGAACAGUCUGCAGGGUUUCAGCUGUCCGGCGGUGGAAGGAGGAGCUUUUGCAUUUCCCAGAAUUCAUCUUCCAGCUAAAGCCAUCCAGAAAGCAAAGGAAGUGGGAAUGCAGCCGGAUACGUUCUACUGUCUGAAGCUGCUGGAGGAAGCUGGAGUGUUGGUCAGUCCUGGAUCAGACUUCGGACAGAAGGAGGGAACUUUCCACUUCAGAUUUUGCAUUCUGAUACUUCAUGACGUUUUGGAAGAACUCCUGCGCCGCCUCACCCUCUUUCAUACACAAUUCAUGAAGGACUUUUCUUAGAGACCCACCGUUAUGAAAAUCUGGAUUUGGUGUUUCUAGAGAUAUUCUUGUGGCAUUUUUCUGAUGAUGGAGAAUUAGAAAUCUAAGCUAAAAAAUGUAUUUGAGUAUUUCUUUAUUCAAAUCGUUGUGACAAAAAAAUGUAGUUGGAAAAAGUUUGUAGGUGUGAUGUAGAAACUAGAGUUGGCAGACCACAAGCUCUUUGCUCCGCUCCAUUCUGACUUGAUUCUGAUUCAACCUGUAAACGACUAGAGGGGCUGUAAGCUAGUGGUGGAGUAUAUAGAGAAUAAAGACUCACCCAAGUUUGUGUCUGUGUCAUUCUUGAUCAUACAAUACAUUUUAUGCAUAGUACAACAAUUACCAAAUACAAAAAAACUGAAAAAUACAAUUUACACAUGCACACAUUUAGGCCCAAAUCUGAUGUGAGACUCUUUACGUCUCCAAAAUUCAUGUUUAAAUGAUGCAUUUAAAUGCUGGUUCAUCAGAGUUUUCUUAUGUUGCCUUGAACUAAGAUUAUGAAUAAUAUCCAGAAAAAAAAGAAGACAUUUUCCCAUUUUCUUAAACAGAUAUGCCCGAUAAUUAAUAUAAAAAAGUCUUAAUAUGUAUUUUUAAACCCCUCAACACUAAAGUUUCUCUAUUCUUUUUGCUCCGAUGCGAGGCCCUCCUCAACACCCAGAGAGCGGACAGAGUUGAUCAGUCUGACAUCCCGCUCCGCUCCCUGGGAGACCCAGCUCCAGACGCGAACUGGGUCCAAAUACAGCACCAGACGUGGUACCGGACGCGAACUGGAACCCGGUUAGGGUACUGGUGCGCUCUGCAUCCUGGCACUGGACUGGUUCCAGUU
Messenger RNA from Oryzias melastigma (Indian medaka), 2721 nucleotides. RefSeq names its product alanine aminotransferase 2. The coding region runs from base 450 to 1880 and encodes 476 amino acids. The record is from RefSeq and is a predicted model, not a curated record. Gene Ontology annotation, biological process: biosynthetic process. NCBI's taxonomy places the organism in Eukaryota, Metazoa, Chordata, Actinopteri, Beloniformes, Adrianichthyidae. Gene Ontology annotation, molecular function: L-alanine:2-oxoglutarate transaminase activity; pyridoxal phosphate binding. The transcript has 11 exons.